GUCCCCCUGUGAGUAUGAACCUCUGAAAACAGCCCACAUCCGAGGUCUCGUUCAAGGCGCUCUGGAGUUCAGCCCAUCAUGAAGAACUUCCUUACAGGAGUCGUGCCCUUGCUGUUGGUUCUGCACUGGAAACACGGGGCAGGAGUACCUCUUGCCAUCACCCCUGUCAACGCCACUUGUGCCACACGUCACCCGUGUCACAGCAACCUCACGAACCAGAUCAAGAACCAACUCAUGCAGCUUAACGGCAGCGCCAAUGGCCUCUUCAUCCUCUACUACACCGCCCAGGGCGAGCCAUUCCCCAGCAACGUGGACAAGCUGUGCGGUCCCAACGUCACGGACUUCCCCGCCUUCCACGCCAACAGCACGGACAAGGUCAAGUUGGUGGACCUGUACCGCGCGGUGGCCUACCUGAGCGCCUUUCUGGGUAAUGUCACCCGGGACCAGAAGAUCCUGAACCCCAACGCCCUCACCCUCCACACCAGGCUCAAUGCUACCCUGGACGCCAUGCGGGGCCUGCUUAGCAAUGUGCGCUGUCGCCUGUGCAACAAGUACCACGUGAGCCACGUGGACGUGGUCUACGGACCCGACAUCUCCGACAAGGACGCCUUCCAGAUGAAGAAGCUGGGCUGCCAGUUCUUGGGGACAUACAAGCAGUUCAUUAACACGGUGGCCCAGGGCUUCUAG
Messenger RNA from Castor canadensis (American beaver), 687 nucleotides. RefSeq names its product LIF interleukin 6 family cytokine (gene Lif). NCBI's taxonomy places the organism in Eukaryota, Metazoa, Chordata, Mammalia, Rodentia, Castoridae. Gene Ontology annotation, cellular component: extracellular region. The record is from RefSeq and is a predicted model, not a curated record. Gene Ontology annotation, biological process: positive regulation of cell population proliferation; immune response; leukemia inhibitory factor signaling pathway. Gene Ontology annotation, molecular function: leukemia inhibitory factor receptor binding; growth factor activity; cytokine activity.